AUGGGUGACGCCACGGUGACGAUCUGCCAUCGGCACACCCCCGCCGAGCAGCUGGUGGAAUUCACCAAGCGGGCCGACAUCCUGGUGGUGGCCACAGGCAUCCCCCACCUCAUCACCGCAGACAUGGUCAAGGAAGGCGUGGCGGUCAUCGACGUGGGCAUCUCGCGCAUCAAGGACCCCGUCUCGGGACAGUCCAGGCUCGUCGGGGACGUCGACUUCGACAGGGUGAUAGAGAAAGCGAGCUACAUCACCCCCGUGCCAGGGGGUGUGGGUCCCAUGACGGUGGCCAUGCUGAUGAAGAACACCUACACGGCUGCCUGCAACGAGGUUCAUUACCAGACCGGUACCAUCGCCGAGUACCAGACCUGGGACGACGAGUCGGAGAACGUCGCUUUCGUCAUUUGA
Molecule: messenger RNA, 405 nt
Organism: Uloborus diversus
Lineage: Eukaryota; Metazoa; Arthropoda; Arachnida; Araneae; Uloboridae
Product: bifunctional methylenetetrahydrofolate dehydrogenase/cyclohydrolase, mitochondrial-like
Exons: 3
Coding region: 1-405 (134 amino acids)
Biological process (GO): tetrahydrofolate interconversion
Cellular component (GO): mitochondrion
Molecular function (GO): methylenetetrahydrofolate dehydrogenase (NADP+) activity; methenyltetrahydrofolate cyclohydrolase activity; methylenetetrahydrofolate dehydrogenase (NAD+) activity
Source: RefSeq, a predicted model, not a curated record